Messenger RNA from Cyprinodon tularosa, 2592 nucleotides. RefSeq names its product zinc finger protein OZF-like. Bases 169 to 1347 code for a protein of 392 amino acids. The record is from RefSeq and is a predicted model, not a curated record. Lineage: Eukaryota; Metazoa; Chordata; Actinopteri; Cyprinodontiformes; Cyprinodontidae. Gene Ontology annotation, molecular function: DNA-binding transcription activator activity, RNA polymerase II-specific; RNA polymerase II cis-regulatory region sequence-specific DNA binding. Gene Ontology annotation, cellular component: nucleus. Gene Ontology annotation, biological process: regulation of transcription by RNA polymerase II. The transcript has 3 exons.
AAGUGAAAGCAUCAGGCGUCCAGCAUGAAGCUAGCCGCUGCGGUGGUUUCCCCUCCGGAGAGCCGCUCGGCUUGAUUCCCCUUCCAGUCCUGGGGGAAGGUUUUAAUCCACCGGCGGAGGGGGAGACGGAACGGGACCUUCUUUAGGACUGUGAAACAGACUGCAGCCAUGGGUCCAGACAACACACCAUCUGAAUCUGAAUCUUCAGAGGAAAGUGUUGGAGCUGUGGAGGUGAACGUAGAACUGGAGUCUGAUUCCAGUGAUGUUUCGUCCACUUCUGACCAGGAGAGCUCCAAACAGCUGAAAAGUAAAAAAACGGACAAGCGUUUCCCUUGCCCCACCUGCGGUAAGGUGUUCGACCGGCCAUCCAGGGUGGAGAGACACAAACCUGUCCACGAAAAGAAGCCAAAGUCACUUUAUCAGUGUCAACAUUGUGAGAAAAGCUUCACCCAGGAGGACAAGAUGAUUCGACACCAGAACACCCACAACAGGACCAACAAGCAUCCCUGCCCUGACUGUGGGAAAGUGUUCAACAGGCCUUCCCGGCUAGCGAGGCAUAAACGCACACAUUUGAGGAAGCCGAAGGUUCCUCAUCAUUGUUCGUUUUGUAUGAAGCCAUUCAAUAAACUUCACAAACUCCUGCGGCAUGAGCGCGUUCACACCGGGGAGAGACCCUUUACCUGCCCCGUCUGCGGAAAGGGAUUCUCCGAGGCGGGUCACUGCAAAGAGCACGAGAAGACGCACGAGGAACAGCCGGAAAAGCCUCACCGCUGUGUCGACUGCGGGAUGUGUUUCUUCAAGGCCUCCUCGCUGCGCCGGCACGCCCGUUCCCACACAGGAGAGAAACCUUUUCAAUGCUCCCAGUGCGAGCGCAGCUACUCCCGCUCGGAGGGACUCAAGAGACACAUGAGAAAGCACACAGGAGAACGGCCGCACAAGUGUAUCGUCUGCAGCAAAGACUUUUACACCCGUCAGGAUCUGACCCUCCACAAGCUGACUCACUCAGGAGAAAAGCCGCACAUGUGCCCUGUGUGCGGGAAAUGCUUCUCGCAGCUGGGCAACUUGAGGGACCAUGAGCAGAACGUCCAUAUUAGGUCAGAGAAAUAUAUUUGCAACGAGUGCGGGGCGUCGUUCAACAGAUACAACUCCAUGACGAAACACCAGCGCCUUCACACGGGAGAAAAACCGUACGAGUGCCUCACAUGCGGCCUCAAGUUCACCUGGAGCCAUUCCCUCAGCAGGCACAGAAGGACUCAUAGCCACAGACAGGCGGCUGGAGAAACCUCAAAGGACCCUGAGGGCUCCACAGGACCGUCUGGGAAUCCAAAGACCUUCAAACUCAAUUAAACUACCCGAGAGAUAAUCCAGCUGCUCUCUGAUUUUAAAGUUUGCUCGCAUGCUUCAACCAUUUGAAGGGAUUUUCUUGGCUCUAGUUAUGUAAUGUAAAUCCUUAUACUGUCCCACUAUGGCGAAAUUCCCUCUCUGCAUUUAACUCCUCCCCUUGGGGAGCAGUAGGCGGCCAUUGUGUGGCACCCAAGGAGCAGGGUGGGGUUAAGGGUCUUGCUCAGGGACCUGUAUCGGAGGCUUUGGGAAUUCAACUCCAACUGCUCUAACCACUUGACCAUCACUCCCCUGAUUAUUUCAGUUUCAGGAUUACUCUACUGAAGCGUAUUACAUUCGCCAAAGAAAAAAAAUAAAAAUCGGACAGCUUAUCUCAUCAUUCCGAGAUAUUUUUUCAUAAUUAUGAGAAACUAAUCUUGUAAUUAUGUGAUCUUAUCUCGUUAUUAUGAGAUAAGAUCUCGUUAUUAGAUACCUGGGAUAACCCUGGGAUUACUACAAGUGGAGGAAGCAUGCAGCCAUUUAAAAAUUACGCCAAAAUCCUUCAACGGCUCCAUUAAUCCAGCUUCCGUUUGGUUUUAGUUUUUCCAUAUGAAUCGACAGGCUGCAUGAAGCUGGGAGCUGGUCGUUUUACACGAUUCUGAAACCUCAGCUGUUCUCCUUGAGGAUCUAGGAUUUUUAAAAAGGUACCAAACAGUUCUUUGGGUCGCCACCAUGUCGGCUGGAAUGCGUUUCAGAUGCAUUAAAUCUAAGUAUUUCUCAGGAUACCUAAAAGGAAAUAAAAGCAGAUUAAAUCCCACAACACGCUCAUUGUUCAGGUUUCACAUAGCAUAUUCCUUCCUGAUCUCCUAAACAUGACAUCUCGUAAUUAUGAGAUCAGGAUCUCAUAAUUACGAGAUACUGAUGUUUUAAUAAUGAGAUAAUCUGUCAGAUUUAUUUUUUCUCAUUAGUGAAUGUAAUUCUCUCCCAUAUAUCUGUUUUCAGGUCAGAAGAACCAAACAGUUUUGUUUGUUGCAUCCAAUGGAAGAAGCACUAGAAUAAUGCAGUUGAAUGCGUUGUUGAGUCGUAUUGAGAAGGAACUCGCUGAUCUACUCUUUAUUUCUGCAGGAACAUAUAUUGUAGGGCUGCAGUGAAGGACUUGUUUGCUUUAUUCUGUUAUAAACUGUCGGUUUCAGCGAAAAGUUAUAAACAAAGUGUGAUUUACAGUUAUAGGAAUUAUGAAAGCUUUCAAUAAAAAUGUCCUGAAGCAUUUUA